Molecule: messenger RNA, 3332 nt
Organism: Gambusia affinis (western mosquitofish)
Lineage: Eukaryota; Metazoa; Chordata; Actinopteri; Cyprinodontiformes; Poeciliidae
Product: group 3 secretory phospholipase A2-like
Exons: 7
Coding region: 36-2180 (714 amino acids)
Biological process (GO): arachidonate secretion; phospholipid metabolic process
Molecular function (GO): A2-type glycerophospholipase activity
Source: RefSeq, a predicted model, not a curated record
UUACAACUAAAGGACUUGCUCGCCCACACAUAGGGAUGGAAAGCGGAUGGUUCCUUCGAGCUGUUUUCGUCUUACCAUGGCUCGGUUUCUCCAAAACACAACACACACCUGGACCAGGUGUGUCCUGCCUCCGAUCGAGUCCAGCCGACGGACACACGCUCCUCACCUUUCUGCGCCAUGGCGCCAACGGUGCGCGCUUCUUGUAUAUCACCAAAUGGUCUGAUGACCUGCGGCUGGCAGGCUGCGAAAUCUAUUCAGAUCCAGAUGUCACCGGAGGAUAUCGGGCCUUUUGCAACAGAAAUGAGACCUGGAAUCAAGAACUUAAGAAGUUUAACAUCAGUCUCUUGCUGUUCCCGGAUGCUCCGUGCGCACUCGUACGUUCCGUGGUUCCCACACCGGAGCUCACCGGGCGGAGGACUGAUGAGACAGAGAGAAAAACCCGGAGGAAACGAUCCUGGAUAUUUCCAGGCACGUUGUGGUGUGGCACUGGAAGUAAAGCGGCCGGAUACGAACAAUUGGGCAUGUUCGAGAGAACAGAUAAGUGUUGCCGUGAACACGACCACUGCUCAGACAUCAUCCCAGCUUUCACAGUGAAUUAUGGCGUCUUCAACCCCAAUUUCUUCACAGUCUCACACUGCGAGUGUGACCAAAGGUUUCGACAGUGCCUUCUGGGCAUGAAUGACAGCAUUUCAAGUAUGGUGGGCUACAGCUUCUUCAACAUCCUGAAGGUUCCCUGUUUUGACCUGAAGCAGCUGAAGCACUGCACACAGAUGUACUGGUGGGGAAUGUGCAAAAAAGCCAGUGAGGCUCCUUAUGCCGUCUUCAAAAGCCCCCAACCUUACAACAGCUCUGAUGUUAUAGGCAAACAUGUUCACACAGACAGCAAGAAUUUAACAAGCAGUAAAGAGCAGCAUUUAUCUGAGAGGCCUGCGUCUAACCCUCAGAGGAAGGCAUCUCAAUCUAAACAUAGAUGUGGCCUCAGAGACCCACCUAGAGGAGAUACGUUUCACCGCAGAAGGACAAAGGGGAAUGGAUGCAAAAGGCAAGAAAAACUCUCUGGAGAAGGACCUUUACAAAAGCCCAAAACAGUCAAAAAGGUACAUGUUUCUAAAAGGAAAAGAGGCGAAAAAACGAAGAAAAGGAGAAAGGACUUUUCUGGUCUUGCACAGAAAAGCAACAUUCCACCGGUCAUCCCUACAACUACCUCGACACAAAUAUCACCUAAAGCAAUUCCUUCACAUUUUCCAACAUUAGCGAGGAGGCUGAAUUUUCAGGAAGACUCGAAUAAAGCCAAAGGAGUAACCAAACAAGCAAAAAGUAAAAAGAAAGCCCCAAAGCACAGUAAAUGCUGUGGAUCCAGCGUGUCUGUGAGCAGGGACAUUCCUCGGUUGCGCUGUAAAAUCUGUGUAAAACGAACAGCAACUCCCACAACAACUGUUACGCCAACAAAUACAUAUGCAGGGGGAUUACCAGUUAAUCAUAAGGGAACACAUUUGAAAUAUAAAGCAGGAACACCCAGCCAGGAAACUCUAGCAACUAUUUGGAGUGCAGCUACGGUUGCAACACCCAUUACAAGAGAACAAAAGAUGAUGGCCUCUCUUCAUAAAAAGGACAAACCACAAAAGCAGUUGGAUUUCCAUCUAUUGUGGAAGCAGGCAGGUCAGCAGCCCUUGGGUCAUACUACCACCCAAAGGAUCCGUGCAGAGAACAUCCUGGUAAAAAAUGAUGAGAAACACAAUAUGACAGAUAAUGAGCUCCUGUGCCGAAGCCUCAAACAUCUGGAUGAUUGUAAAUUUAAAAUUCCACCUUUGGAGAAGAAAUAUAAUCUGACAAACAUGGAGUCCAAAACAGCCUAUCACUGUGACUGCACAAGCCGUUUGGCAGUUCAAAUCAAAAAUGUAAAGAAACCAAGUCCUCCUCGCUCUCUCUUGAGGGAUUUUGUCUCUCAAGACUGCUUUACUCUGCCAAAGGAGAAUAAAUGUAAUCACACAAAGAGAUGUUCUGGAGGUUUCAUUAAAGCCUCUGAACUACAUCAAGCACUUAAGAAGAGAGAAGAAGGAAAAGACUCUGCCACGAUGAGAUUUUCAACUAGCGGCAGGAAAAAAAGGAUUCCUCUCCAUCUUCAUAAGUAUUGCCUAAGGCUGCAGAUGAGAGUGGAUAUCAUGGUGCAGCUCAAAUGAACAUAGACUGAACUCUGUGCAGUAACUAGGCUGCUUAAGAACUUUAUCAUCUUUCAUGCAGAACUGUCUUUAGAAGAGGAUUUCAUCUUUCACUACCAAAAGAAACAAGUUUUGACAUGAAUGUGCUUCAUGCAUUUCCCUUAUUAUUCCCUGCUCACAGUAAUGCCUUUUUUUGGUUUAUCAUAAAAAUAAUGAUGCAAUAUUAUUGCACAAGUCUGAGAGGGUCCCUCUGGUAAAGGUUGAUAAUGCAGAGGGUUGGAAAACUGCUAAUAGGCUACUUUACUUCUUAACCACUGUUGUGUGGUGCAUCUUGUCAAUUGAGAUCUUUAGCAUGGGACUGUUCUGUUGUGUGAAGUUUUAUAUGUCAAUCCAUCAGAAAUAGAGCGGCUUCAAAAACAAUUCCUGGUCUCUGUACCUUGGAGAACUGGCUGCUGAGCAGAUGAGUCCAGUGUGAAUUUGUUAGUACAAAAUAUGAAGGGCAUACUAUACUUUGAUUAGCACCUCUGAUGUGUAUGGAAUGCCAGAGUGGCCAAAUGACUUGAAUUGGCAACACAUCAAUGAUUUGCGAACAACACAUAUUUUACGCAUGAAAGAAAUUGAAAAAGUUAAAAAAUUCUGACCUCAUUCGACAUACAUAGACAAACUGUCCUUGUUUGUCACAUUUACUUAUGUGAGGGGUCAUAAACAGAGUCAGAUACAGGCGACGCAGAAAAAAAGAACAAACUCCAAAAGAUUUGUUUACAAAUUAAAUCUACAGUGGCAUGAAAAAGUGCUCGCCCCCGUUCCUGAUUUCCGAUUAUUCUGGAUGUCUGUCACACUUCAGUGUCUCAAAACAUUAAACCAAUUUAUAUAUUUGCCAAAGACAACAGGAGUAAACAAGUUGUACAUUAAUAAGGGAGAAAAAAAGAAAAAAAAUUCAAAUCGACAUGGUCCUACAGGUAAAAAGUGAUUGCCCACUAAACCUACUAACUGGUUGAUCCACCCCAAAUAGCAUCAGCUGCAUGCACCAUAAUUCACUGUAAUUCAACCACAUUGUAGGGUAACACAAGUGUACGAAAAGAAAACCAGGAAGGGGGAAAUUUCACACGAGUGUGUAUUCUUUUCAAUUAUUUUUUGGUUAAAUAGGAAUUAUUAAGCUUAUUUUUUCAGCAU